UAUAGCCUCACAAGCGAAACUGUGUUUGCCUUACAACCUCAGGCACAAAACCUACAUCAACAUUGAUCCAGAUCAAUCCAAGUCUCAAGAUCAUCUUUUUCCAACCGCGACUUCACCCAGCACCUCCCCCAUUACUAGAUACUUACCAUGUCUCUUCCGGGCGGCAGCGGCUUCCCCUUCCCCCAGCGGCCGGGGGGCGGGCCGGCGGCAGGCAUGAGCCACCAAGAACAACAAUACGUGAAAGCGAUCGAGGGCGCCGGCGAGAGUUGUGCGUUUAAGAGCUGCAUGGCGGCGGUCAUGGGCGCGGGAUUAGGAGCGAUGUUCGGCGUGUUCACCUCCGCGAUGCGCUACGACACCCCUCUCUCCCCCACCGCCCCCGAAAUCUCCACCCUCCCCCUCCGCCAACAACUCAAACUCGGCUUCGCCGAAACCGGCCGCGCCGCCCUCUCCACCGGCCGCAACUUCGGCACCGUCGGCUUCCUGUUCAGCGGGCUGGAGUGCGGCGUCAGCGCGCUGCGGGCGAAGGACGACAUGUGGAACGGGAUCUGGGCGGGGGCGUUCGCGGGGGGAAUUUUGGCGCGGAAGACGGGGCCGCGGGGGGCGGCGGUGGGGGCCGGGGGGUUUGCGUUGUUUAGUGUGGGGAUUGAGUGGUGGUUGAGGAAGGGGGAGGAUGAGAAGCGGUUUGCGGUGGAGUGAGGGAAGGGGUGGUUGUACGUGUACGAUAUGGAUAAAAGCAUGGUGGGUUGGCUGUUUUGGCUGUUGGAACGAGAUUUGCAUGGGAUGGCGCUGGGAUUGUUCAGAUGGUGAUGGCGUACACUUUGCUGUGGGCUAAAAUAAUAGAUGAUACCCUACACUCUGAGAUAUAUAAAAGUUGUCAUGUCGA
This is a messenger RNA of Eremomyces bilateralis CBS 781.70, 883 nucleotides long. Its product is annotated as mitochondrial import inner membrane translocase subunit Tim17 family protein. NCBI's taxonomy places the organism in Eukaryota, Fungi, Ascomycota, Dothideomycetes, Eremomycetales, Eremomycetaceae. The record is from RefSeq and is a predicted model, not a curated record. Gene Ontology annotation, molecular function: transmembrane protein transporter activity. Gene Ontology annotation, biological process: protein insertion into mitochondrial inner membrane. Bases 148 to 696 code for a protein of 182 amino acids. The transcript has 3 exons. Gene Ontology annotation, cellular component: TIM22 mitochondrial import inner membrane insertion complex.